Molecule: messenger RNA, 4751 nt
Organism: Dermacentor andersoni
Lineage: Eukaryota; Metazoa; Arthropoda; Arachnida; Ixodida; Ixodidae
Gene: Idh3a
Product: isocitrate dehydrogenase [NAD] subunit alpha, mitochondrial
Biological process (GO): tricarboxylic acid cycle; isocitrate metabolic process
Cellular component (GO): mitochondrion
Molecular function (GO): NAD binding; isocitrate dehydrogenase (NAD+) activity; magnesium ion binding
Source: RefSeq, a predicted model, not a curated record
CAAGCAAAAGCGCAACGAAAAGGGAACAGCCAGUUUCUUUUUUAACUCGUGCUCUUGCAGUUCACAAGCUUUCGCCGCGCAAGAUGCCUGGUGUAUUGAGAAAUGUCUCUAGGACCUUGCUUCAACGUACUUUGGGAGCGGCAAACUCAAAGCGACACUCAUCCACUGAUAUUAGCACGGUGACCCUGAUUCCUGGCGAUGGCAUUGGUCCAGAAAUAUCCAGUGCUGUGCAGGAUAUAUUCAAAACUGCUGGUGUGCCAAUCCAGUGGGAAACAGUAGACGUCACACCAGUGAAAGGGCCAGAUGGAAAGUUUGGCAUCCCACAGAAGGCCAUCGACUCUGUCAACAAGAACAAGAUCGGCCUCAAAGGUCCCCUGAUGACACCCAUCGGCAAGGGCCAUCGUUCUCUUAACCUUGCACUGAGGCAGGCGUUCAGUCUCUAUGCAAAUGUGAGACCGUGCCGUUCACUCGAGGGCUUCGAGACACCCUACAAGGAUGUGGAUGUUGUGACGAUCCGUGAAAACACCGAGGGAGAGUACAGUGGCAUCGAGCACGAGAUUGUACCAGGAGUGGUGCAGAGCAUCAAGCUGAUCACAGAGCCUGCGUCAAGAAACAUUGCCAACUAUGCGUUUGAGUAUGCCAAAGCAAAUAACCGGACUAUGGUUACUGCUGUACACAAGGCCAACAUCAUGCGGAUGUCUGAUGGCCUUUUCCUACACUGCUGUCGAGAAGCAGCUGAGAGGAACCCUUCCAUUAAGUACAAUGAGAUGUACCUGGACACACUGUGCCUCAAUAUGGUUCAGGAUCCAUCUAAGUUUGAUGUUCUUGUUAUGCCUAACCUUUAUGGAGACAUCCUAAGUGAUUUGUGUGCUGGUCUUGUUGGAGGACUUGGAGUGACACCAAGUGGGAACAUUGGCUAUGAUGGAGCUAUUUUUGAAUCGGUCCACGGGACAGCGCCAGACAUUGCUGGCCAGAACAAAGCAAACCCAACUGCUCUUCUGCUCAGCGCUGUCAUGAUGCUGCGCCACAUGAAGCUCACAAACUUUGCUGACGUCAUUGAGACUGCCUGCUUCGACACAAUCCGGGAAGGAAAGUAUCUCACCGCUGAUUUGGGGGGCAACGCCACGUGUUCCGACUUCACAUCGGAAAUUUGUUCCAAGGUAGUUGCUGCCAAGAAGUAGCCACCGUAGCAAGAUCUACACCAUCACCGGCCAGCAGAAAAGACAGUCUUUCAAAAUGACAGUUUAGCUGUAGAAAAGAGCACAAUAGAAAUGUGAUUUCUUUGCUUUUCUUUUUUUUUUUUUUUGUUGAAAGCCUUUUUUUCUCAACUUUGUUCAGUAAUGUGGUGCUGUGGUCUGUAGAAGCUAGUGGACCAAGUCGCUGGUUACAAAAUUGGCUACCCCUCCACAUAAUGCGCAUUUCAAUUUGGUAGAUAAUUGAAUUCACUUACCGGUGUGGUCUGUUCACGGCUUGAUUUUAGUAAUGCAGCCAGCUGCUUGGUCAGCAUUGAGUACUUUGUAACUCUCACUUUUGGGCACAUGUGACUUGCAGCAUGAGCUGGUUGUCUUGAAGCAACGGAGGUGGAUGUGAAGAGAGAAACAUUCAUGCAGGCACAUUUCGGGACUGGGUUUACCACAUUUGCACGAUUCAAACGUGCACCUUUUUUUGAGCAAAAAAGUGCAGUCAAAUUUGCAUGCAUGUUACAAUCGUAGCUAAUUCUACUCAAUAUCAAAAACGAAACCGAUUCUUACUAAAAUAGAAAGCUCAAUGCAAGGUAGCUAGCCUCAGUGCCAUCGAACGGACAUUUUUUUAUGCCUUGGUUUGCGGUCGCCAUUUUCCAGUUUGCUGUAUGUGUGGCAUUUCUAAUGCAUAAGAUGGAACUGAAGAUGGGCAGCAAGAAGGAGGUGUCGGUCAGACUCCGAUAGCGACUAGCCGCUAAGAUUCAGCUGUGUGGAAGUCUGGGUGCCUUUGUGUGUUCCAUAAGGUUGUUUCAACACGUUACGUGUUGACUCAAGUGUUGUUACUUGAUGUGCACGGUAGAGUUGGCACCAAGUUAAUUUUUCUUUCAUAUAUUUGGACGGUAAUAUAACUGCACAUUACAAUUGGGGGCGUGGUAAAAUAUUGCAAAUACGAUAUUUUCAUGCUGCACUGCUGUUGAGUGUACUGACGAUGCUGUCACCACUUCAGGGAAGGCCUUUAUUGCAGAGGCUGUUGGGUCACGUGAGAGUGGAUAUGGCAAUCUCUGUAAGUUACGUUUUUGGGGUUGUUGAAGAGUGCCACUAACCUUGUAGUUAUGAAGAUCCUUAGUUCUAGCUUGAUCUUUCUUCCCCCGUAUUGAGCCUUGGUAGCUAAGAGGACAAAAAAAGUUAAUGCUCAUGGAUGUAUCAAUCCUUAGUAGCUCAUGCAUCAAAGAUAAUGAAGCUGUACAAGGUAGUUCUUGUACCCUUUGGAAUUUCUAGGGGUCUGUUCUUCCACUGCCUGAAAUCUACCUAAGACUUUGCAAACACUUCACGAUAGCUGAUGCAAUUUCUUUGCUGUACCAGAACCUUUCCAAACAUCUCGCUAUAUCCGAGCUUAGUUCUUCAAUAAUCUUCACAAUCACCAACAUCCUUUUUCUGUAUUACUUGCCAGCUACACAGACUCCUGCAUCCAACUGUAUUUCAACAGUCUGGUCACACGGCCGCUUCAUACGGCCACUGCAUGGCUGGCUGUUAUUAAUGAUAGUUCAUCAUGAAUGCUAGCAUGCAGCUAACGUUCCCAGAGACGCCUUGGUCAAGCUGCUGCUUCAGGGCUCAAACAGAGGUCGUGAUGUUGGCUAUUCUGCGGCUGACAUUCAAUACUGGCCCUGCUGUCUCGCACCGCCGCCGCACCAACAACGUUUUGGAACUCCCCUUAACGGCAUCACUGUAAAACAGGUUGAUUUUAGAUGUCGGUGCACCAUAAACUUCAAGCUUCAAGCCUUCUCUUCUUUUUUGAUUGAUGUUUUCGUUGAAGCAACUCCUGGGGCUACAUAGUGCAAAGUUUAGCUUCUCAUGAAGGCAUAAUCUGAGACGCAUCACCGGACCUACAUUUUGCCUCUAAAAUGAGUACACCCUGGAAUGGAAAUCAUCAAAGUUUGCACACCCGUUUGAAUUAUGGUAAAAAGUGCCCAUGCAGUAGAAGUAUCUUGUGGUUUUGUGCUGUAGUCAACGUACGAAGUGCAAAGAAAGUUUGCAGGGUUGUUAUUUUGUUGUUUGUUAGUAGUUGUUCUUGAAGAGCCAUCUGCUGCUUUAGUGUUUUUCAUUUUAUUACGUAGGGCAUUCUGAGAGAUCAAGUGCUUCUUGUUAACCUAGUUCCACAUAUUUCUCACUUUACAAAGGCAAUGAGAAUGCACUUUGCUUCAUUCAUGGUUGCCAAUUUUUAGUCAUGUUGUUGGCCAAAUAUAAUUGAUCUGGCAUCAAUAAACGAAUUUGCAGUCUGGCCUCUACAUUAUGUGCUGAGAUUUUGAUGAAAUUUCAGCUUGAAUGUGAGUGUGUAUUCAAUACCGAAAGACAGUUCUAAGUAGACUUUAUUGAAGGUAGCUUAAAUGUCUUUGAUUAGCCUGAUGCUUGCUCUCUGAAGCAACGGGAGGGAAGUUGCUCUUACAUAUGUCUUUUCUCAUGUCACAAAUGUUGCACGCCUUGUUUGAUACUUAUUUAUAUUGCCCUUUUUCUUGCAUAAUUUUAUGCCAACAGCUCUGCACCGGAACACUUAUGGAGCUCAGCUUGUUGCUUACAAUGCACUUUUGCUUGAAAUGCUGUGCUACUCGUCUAAAUCCUCAUUUCUGCUGUUUACAAGCAGCCCAUCUAUCUUUUUGCUCUUACUCUCUCUGUCUUACCUUUUGAAAAAAUUUUGUGGCAUUCGGCGAGGGGAACCGUGGUACUGCUGAAUGUGAAAAGAAGUGUGGGAGAUUUUGAAUGCCAAAUCAUGCAAAAAGGUCUGAACAGAUUGAUCUUUUCUGCUGUGUGUUGCUGAUACGGUCUUGUGUAAAGUUUUCAUUGCCAUACCCCGCUAGUUCUUGCAUGUGAAAGAAACUACACAACUACUUUUUCAGGCACUCUAGGCAACUGCUGUUUUAAAUCUGGCGUUUGUCGAAACACAAAAUGUAAAGUAGAAUUGCGGUGCUAAAUUUAGGUAUAUAAGGCCAAGCAGUUUGCUUGCUCUCUCUCUGUUUUAGUCAGAAAUAUAGUUUCCUAACCCAAUUAAGCAGCUCUAACGUAACCACGCCUGUGUGUGAAUCCAUUCUAUUAGGGUUCGAACUGCCUAGACUUUGCAGAGAUAAGGAUCCUGUUCCUCAAAUACGUUACAAACACAUACGUGUGAUGGUCAUUUAAGAAUGUGCACCACACGUCUUUGCUUUAAGCCAAUGACCUGUCUGUUGCCUUUGUCUCAACUGGCCACACAUGUACUUUUUACAGGAAGUUUCCGAGUGUGAAAUUUUUUUUUCUGCACUUGUAGUCUCCUCAUCACCAACCAUGCCAGAUAGAGGGAAGGGCAUUUGUGUGAAGAGCUAAGGGUAAAUUCUACAUGCAUAGCUCAAUGUCGCCUAGUCUUUCAAUACGCACGCUAGCACACGCAGCCGCGGUGAUGGCGAGAGUGGGGGGGGGGGGGGGGGGGGGGCAUACGAUGCUGCUCCGUGUUUGUUUUGCAGCUCUAUUUGUUUUAGUGAACAUGUCCCGUUUGCACUGUAACUAGAUCCUGCUUGCACAAAUAAAAGCAAUGCAAGAUACACA